Lodderomyces orthopsilosis Co 90-125 is the source of this 2199-nucleotide messenger RNA. It is a transcript of the gene CDC27, whose product is annotated as anaphase promoting complex subunit. The record is from RefSeq and is a predicted model, not a curated record. Gene Ontology annotation, molecular function: protein binding. Gene Ontology annotation, biological process: cell division. The transcript has a single exon. Lineage: Eukaryota; Fungi; Ascomycota; Pichiomycetes; Serinales; Debaryomycetaceae. Bases 1 to 2199 code for a protein of 732 amino acids.
AUGCAACUAACUGAUACAAAUGCUGAUCCCGAGCUUCCAAAUAUCCAAUACACCCAACACUACCUUCGUUCGAUAAUCAUUCAUUCAAUAGAUACUUUCAAUUAUCAAAAUGCUGAAUUUGCCAGUGAGCGACUAUUAGCUCAAACUCCACUCAAUUUAGAUUCAAUUUACUUAUAUUGUCUUACAUUAUACCAUCAAUCUAAAUUAAAAUCAUGUUAUCGCAAACUAAUUGAAGUGAAUAACGCCUCAAAUUUAAAUCAUUUGGGGUGUAGUUAUAUAUUUGGCAAAUGUUGUUUACAAUUGAAUAAAUCGAAAGAUGGGAUAUUCCAGCUAUUAAAAGUGAAGAAUUUGUAUAAUGGAGAUGGCGAACGGAUAAAUUUGGAAAUGAGAUUUGAUUAUGAAAAUGGCCGAAGCAUAUUGCCUGAUGCAUCACUGAUGUAUCAUUUAUUGGGUGAUUUGUAUCAUAGUGUCGACGAUAUUAAGAAUAGCUGUUUGAAUUAUACUCAAUGUUUGAAAUUGAAUCAAUUUGAUUUCGAAGCGUUUCAGAAAUUAUGUAAGAUGGGGGUGGAUAUGAAGGUGAAGAGUUUGUACAAGAUGCAAAAAGAUGGUCAUGGACACAUGGAACAAGUGGGGAGAGAGGAUAUACUACAACAACAGUCGCAGCAAUCACAGCAGUUUAAAACUCCACAGGCGCUAGGGACUCAUGAUAUACCUGAUUUGACUAAUCCAUUCACAGAUAAAAAGAACGCAGUAACUAGUUCCACCACGAAGAAUCCACUGAACACUCCCACGAUACAUGUUGAUGAAUAUAAUUUCUCAACACCGAGAAUUAAGACAGCAACUGUCCCCGAUGCACCAUUAAAAAAAUCGAAUUUGAACACUGGGUCUCAUGCAAAUCAUCAUGAUGUAAGCAAUACCACAAUUGCUAAUAAUACAUUUGAAUUUGUUAAGCCGAACACCACCGGUGCAUACCCAGAAGGAGGAGGCAAAAAACGUGGGAGUCGAGUGUAUUCUAAAAUAACCUCGCGAUUGAUUUCUCAACCCUCAUCACAUGCUACAAUAAAUAACCCUAACGAAACCCCCAAUAACAACAACAAGAAAAAUUUGAAACGUAACAACUCCAUUACUUCAGAUGAUAGUAGUACUGGUGGAACUGGGUUGGCAUCAGCAAUGACAACAAGUUCCUCCAUAGCAUUCUUGAAAGAGAUUGAGAAAAGUGAAGCAUAUCUUCUUCAUCUAUAUCUGAUUUUUGCCAGAAGUUUCAAACUCCUAUCCAAUUAUGAUUGUUAUAAAGCAAUCAAGCUUUUAGAAAUUGAUAUACCUCAACAAGAACGAGACACGCCUUGGGUAUUAAGUAAAUUAGGUAAAUUACAUUAUGAAGUGAUGAAUUAUAAACAAUCAGAACAAUAUUUUAAAAAAUUACGGAAACUUGAUCGAGCUAGAUGUGAAGAUAUGGAAGUUUAUUCAACUUUGCUUUGGCAUUUACAUAAAAAAGUUGAACUUACAUUUCUUGCUAAUGAAUUACAUGAUAUUGAUCCAACUAGUCCUAUUACUUGGUGUACUAUUGGAAACUUGUUCUCCUUGACUCACGAACCUGACGAAGCUAUACGUUGUUUUAAUAAAGCGAUAAAGUUAAAUGAUAAAUUCACUUAUGCUCAUACUUUAAAAGGACAUGAAUAUUUCGCUAAUGAUAAUUAUGAAAUGGCAAUGGAAAGUUUCCGAUUGAGCUUGUUGUUGGAUCCACGUCAUUUCAAUGCCUUAUACGGAAUCGGAAUGAUUUAUAUGAAUCUAGGCGAAUAUCAAAAAGCCGAUUAUCAUUUCCGUAAAGCGAUUUCAAUAAAUCCCAUCAAUAUUAUUUUGAUCUGUUGUGUUGGUAUGGUUUUGGAAAAAUUGAACAAGAAGCCAAUGGCUUUAAAACAAUAUGAAUUGGCAUGUAAAUUACAACCCACUAAUCCAUUACCCAUUUUCAAAAAGGCGCAACUAUUGUUUAGUUUACAAAAUUACCCAUUAGCAUUAAAGAAUUUUGAAAUUUUGAAAAAUAUUGCUCCUAAUGAAGCUAGUGUUCAUUUUCUUUUGGGACAAUUGUAUAAUUUACAACAGGAUAAAUAUUCGGCGAUUAGAGAGUUUACCAUUGCUUUGAAUUUGGAUCCAAAGGGUAAUUAUUUAAUUAAGGAGGCUAUGGAGUCGUUAAAUGGGUGA